Messenger RNA from Mangifera indica (mango), 1419 nucleotides. Its product is annotated as GDSL esterase/lipase LTL1-like. The record is from RefSeq and is a predicted model, not a curated record. The transcript has 5 exons. The coding region runs from base 131 to 1225 and encodes 364 amino acids. Lineage: Eukaryota; Viridiplantae; Streptophyta; Magnoliopsida; Sapindales; Anacardiaceae. Gene Ontology annotation, molecular function: hydrolase activity, acting on ester bonds.
CACCAUUAAUAUCACAUAAAAUGUAGACAACGAAAUCCUUGUAUAUAAAUAUAACUAAUCUUGUUCACUCUUUCAUCUCCAAGUAAGUUUGUCAAACUCAGGCUUUACCUAUCUGUUUUAGUAUUUCUUUAUGGCAGCAGCUGGCUCCUCAGUGUUCAUUUUAGGCCUGUUAAUCACAAUGGGGACUGUUGCUCCUCUUGCUGAGGCUAGGGCUUUCUUCGUGUUCGGCGACUCGCUUGUUGAUAAUGGCAACAAUAACUACCUUGCCACCACUGCACGGGCUGAUGCUUACCCUUAUGGCAUUGACUAUCCCACUCGCAGAGCAACUGGUCGUUUCUCUAAUGGGCUCAACAUUCCUGAUCUUAUCAGUGAGCAAAUUGGCAUGGAACCUACAUUGCCAUACUUGAGCCCUGCGCUCACUGGACAGAGGCUUCUGGUUGGUGCCAACUUUGCUUCUGCAGGGAUAGGAAUUCUCAAUGACACUGGAUUCCAAUUUCUGAACAUUAUUCGAAUCACCCAGCAGUUGGAAUAUUUUCAGCAAUACCAGCAGCGAGUGACUGCACUUAUAGGAGCUGAGCAGACUCAGCGUCUUGUAAACCAAGCCCUUGUCCUAAUGACUCUUGGCGGCAAUGAUUUCGUCAACAACUACUAUUUGGUGCCCUUUUCUGCAAGAUCUCGCCAGUUUGCUCUCCCUGAUUACGUUGUGUACCUUAUUUCUGAGUACCGCAAAAUCCUAGUGAGGCUAUAUGAAUUGGGAGCACGAAGGGUUUUGGUGACAGGGACUGGGCCUUUGGGUUGUGUCCCUGCAGAGCUGGCCCUGCAUAGCAGAAAUGGUGAAUGUGCAGUGGAACUGCAACAAGCAACUGGGUUGUUCAACCCACAACUUGUCCAGUUGAUAAACAAUCUCAACAGUGAAAUCGGAUCGGAUGUCUUCAUUUAUGCAAAUGCUUUUGAAAUGCACACGGACUUCAUCAGUGACCCUCAAGCAUAUGGGUUUGUGACAUCAAAGAUAGCAUGUUGCGGCCAAGGACCAUACAAUGGCAUUGGCCUCUGCACAGCCGCUUCAAACUUGUGCCCAAACAGAGAUUUGUAUGGAUUUUGGGAUCCAUUUCAUCCAUCAGAGAAGGCCAACAGAAUUAUUAUAAACCAGAUCAUGACUGGCUCUAGCAAGUACAUGAAUCCGAUGAAUCUCAGCACCAUCAUGGCUUUAGAUUCCAGGGUUUGAAAGAUUAUAUUAUACAGUUUCAUCAUCAGUUGUCUUAUAUAAAUAUGGUAGUAUUCUUAAGCUUGUCUGCAGUAUUAGCUUGCAUGUGGGACUCUUAAAACAAUAACAGCUUCAUGUCUGUAACGAUCAUCAAGUGGACAGAUUGUAGUUCAUCCAUAAGAUUGCAAUCUAAGCAUGAUGUAAGUUUAAUUUCA